CUGUGUACGUAACGUUGGGGAGGAAAAAUGACUGAACAGAGAUGUGAUUGUUCCGUUCUGCCUUCGACGCCAGUGAACCCUUGGCGUGCUUCGGCGAGUUAACAGCGAGAAUAAGGACCGCAGUCAGGCUGUCCAGCUAACGGAAUGUCGUCACUAAGAGAAAUGAGUCUCGCAGACGUCGGACGGUGCUAAACGGCUCUCCAACUAAUCGAAAUUAGCCAGCGUGUUGUUUUCUGGGACAGCUUCAGUCUGUCCGCCGUUCAGCGGUCCGCUAGGUGACAGUCGACCUGUUUAUCCGGAGAGCAAACGUCAGGUGUGCAGCAGCCAGUUAGCCGCUUUAUCGGGACCCUCCGGCGGCGGGGACAGCCACGUCAGCUAGCUCUUAUCUCUCCAGUCUGUUACACUGCGAGCAGCUCUGUGCUCUCGGUUUACGCCUGUGGUCUUGUUAUCCAACUAAAACGUACAAGGUAUUUAUUAUUCUGCGACAAUGGCUCCCAUGGGUAUCCGACUGUCACCGCUCGGUGUGGCGGUGUUCUGCCUCCUUGGAGUCGGUGUCAUCUACCACCUGUAUGCGGGAGUCAUCUCCAGCCGCCUGGCUGCUUUCAGCUUGAUAGAGAUGAAAGGGGGAACAGAGAGAGGGGACAAUAUGCUGAAAAUGACCACAAGUUGGAAUCUCUCUACCAGACAGAGGAGAACUGUGGAUCUAAGGGACCUGCUGGCUGUCUCAGUGGAGGCUGCAGAACUAGGUGGCAGAGAGGUGAAGACAGUGCGUGAUGACAACAGCCUGAAGGAGAAGUCAAAGGGCAAGACAAAGGAGGGAGCCAAUGAGCCUCUGACUAUGGGGGACCUGCAGUCUCACAGAAAGAUGUUUAACCUCUUAAAGAAUACCUUCCCUGAAGUCACGGUGUACAGCGAGGAACAUGACAACGUGGUGGACAAGGCAACCUGGAGCCGGGAAAUUCCAGCAGACAUACUCAAAAAUGUAAAGGGGGGCAAUGACGUUCCUGCUGAGAGCAUCACUGUGUGGAUCGACCCUCUCGACGCUACACAGGAAUAUACAGAGAAUCUGGUGAAGUAUGUGACCACAAUGGUAUGUGUGGCUGUAGAUGGUAAACCGGUCAUUGGGGUGAUACACCAGCCCUUCACUGGGUUCACUGCGUGGGCUCUUGUAGGUCAGGGGUCCAAUAUGCAUGCCAGGUCAUCCUACAGUGUCAACCCUCCGAAGGUGAUUGUGUCACGCUCCCACGCUGGGAAAGUGAAAGGUUUCGUUCAGGAUGCUUUUGGAAACGGCACAGCGGUCAUAGGAGCAGGUGGAGCAGGGUAUAAGGUCCUGUCACUUUUGGAGAUGCCUUCAAGUGAAACAGCUCUUAUAGACCAGGCAGAUGUUUACAUGCACAUCACCAUUAUUAAGAAAUGGGAUAUCUGUGCUGGUGCUGCACUACUGAAUGCACUGGGAGGCCAGAUGACAACCCUAAAAGGAGAGGACAUCGACUACAGCGGAACACCAGUCAACAAAGGAGGACUGGUGGCCAGUGUUGGUGUGGACCACAAGGCCUUACUGGAAAAACUACCAAACUGGGACCCUGAAAAGCACUGAGAGACAAACACAGAGCCAUUGCUGGUUUGGUCAGGUUGUGGUGAGGGCAAUAUGUGCCGGCCCUUUUUAUAUAACUAAAUAAUAAAUAAUAAUAGGCCUGCGUGAGACACCAAACAUCUGCCAUCAGAUAGAUUGGAGUCACUGUCACCGGCAUGGGCCACGGAGCAAGACUGUGGAACCAACAUGGCUGCCACUGGAAACUGCAAUGGCUGACAGAAUGGCUCUGAACACACACACUCCUGGACAUGCAUACACACAUGCAGCGAGGAGAUACAGUACAUCGCGCACAAACACACACAAACACACUGACAGUGAACACGGGACUACAGUUGCCCUCCCCGAGUCCCUUCAGAUUCAGAGGACAACAGGGUGACUCUAAUGUCAAAUGUCAAACUAAGGAGCACAAUUCUGAACAUUGCAACACAACCUGAGGAGUGACUGACAACAUCUUUCUAUCAUAUCAAGUCCCAUCUUCAUCACGAUAUUCCAGAGAAAACACAGUUAGUGAACUGACCACCUAUCAUUAUUUGAGGCUGUAAGGCACGAUGAGCCUCUGUGGCAUUUACAAUCAGUGUAAUUUGGGUUUACUGGCCAUUGGAUCGGAUUAGAUCAACAAACCCUCUGUUCACCAGCACCAUUAUGCCACAACAAUUCACUUCUCACUGUCUUCAAAUCUGAGGUGAGCACAGAGAUGGAGCAUUCAACUUUCGAUUGUGUGCAGUGAAUACUAUAAUCAUGGGGGUGUCCGCUCCACUAGAAGGUCAUUACAGUGAUAGAAAAAAUGAUGAACCCCACUACAAAUUCAAUGUUAGUUGAUAAUGUUAGCAUUAGAAAAUAAUCUAAAGUAGUCCAACUUAAAACAGUAGUACAUUUAUUUAUAGACUAUAUUAUUUCCCAAGUCAUGGCAUGACCCAGGGAUCACUUUUACUAAGUUACUAAUUAUGUUGCAGCCAAACAGGCAGAAAAGAAUGUUUCAGUAUAAUUAAAUCAAAAUAAAUGUCCAGUGUGUAACAUUUAGGAGGAUCUACUGCCAGUAAUGAAAAAAAUAUUCAUAGGUAUGUUUUAUUAGUGUAUAAUCAGCUAAAAAUAAGAAUGUUUUUGUUACCUCAGAAUGAGCUGUUUUUAUCUACAGAGGGAGCGGGUCCUCUUCUACAGAGACCGCCAUGUUGAACCACCAUGUUUCAGUAGCCCAGUAAGGGAUGCCUGGACCCUAGAUACCACUAUAUCCUACACACUGGUCCUUUAAAUGGUCAAAGGGAAAAUUGAAGGAAAAGUUUUGUUUCCAUGUUAUCGGCUUUUGUCUGAGACAGAUUUUUGCCUGUUUAAACCUGUUCUCAGGCACUGUGUGGACAUGCCGUGAUUGAUGUUUCCUUUACUUUCCUGUUAUAAGAGGUUACACACAAACAUAGCACAGUAUGUUCGCUGAGCAGUAGGGUUCAAGGGUUGCUGCACAGGUUGCUGGUAGGGAGUGCAAGGACAGAGAUGGAGGAUGAUGGGAAAGUGUUUAAUGAACCUUAUCCCUGAUGAGCAGAGGUUUAAUCUAAUGUUCAAUGGCUUGAAGUUGCCUCUGUUGGUCUUUAUCCUCCUCAACAUUCUGUAAAUGCAUGUCAUUAAGCACCUUCACAGUCUCACCUCUCCAGUACAAACAGUGUCUGUUGCAUUAAGAGUUAAGAGAAGAGAAUCUACUAACAGGUCCCGUGAAACCAGACUAAAGACUGGAUUGCAGUUGGAACAAUGUACAAAAACAAGACCCAUCCGAUAUGUACAGUCUCAUUCAUAACUUUAAAACUGACCGCUCUGCCAAAUGGGCCUACAGAAGAAGAGCAUUUGGGUUUUAAUAGUGUCACAUCACCAAGAAUUAAAUGGAAGUUCAAACAACCAGACCCUGGAAAAUGUCAUGUAGACUGAGUUUAAUAAGUCUGGAAUGAAACUUAACCUGAGCUGGACUGGUGCAUUUCCUCCUCCCUGUUUCAAAAUGGUUUCUGCCACUGAAUAUUGUACUGUAGCCUAUCCUAAUGGAUGCAAAAAUGACCCCCUGGUACUACUCAAAUUCAGUUAAGAGACUGGAGUGUACACUUUUUAAAUACACAUGUACUUGCAUGGUUUUGUAUUUUAAUUAAACUGGACCUCUAAAACAGUGGUUCCCAACCUGGGGGUCGCCAAAACUUCAUGGGGGGGUCACAAGGCCUUCUUAAUUUUGCUAAAAAAAACUUCACAGUAGGCCUUUAUCUCAGUGUUUGGUUCACUUCUGUGAAGCAAAGCAUCAAGGACAAGAAAACACUAAAUUAAGCCUAUUAAGUCUGUAUGAUUGUUAAAGAUAAUAAUACAGACAUAAUUGUUUUAAAAAAACUUCCCUGAACAGGAAAUAAUCUUCCCUGAAUGCAUCCUGAUCACUCUCUUUACACAAACUUCUUGCAGUUACUGAAUUCACUUUCUGGGUUCAUUGUACAGUUUUGAAUAUAAUAUAAAAAAUCCAUAAAACAUGUCACUGAGUCAGGGGUUGUCAGUUUACUAAAUGAUAGAGAAGGUGUCCCUCAAGGAUGAAGGUUGGGAACCACUGCUCUUUAACAUUUCCCCUUCUGAAAAUGUCAGCGUCUCUGCAGACUGCUGUUGGUCUUUCUUUGUGUCAGUCUGUUUAAACUGUCAGCUCAACAGCCAAUAUUUGUAUUGUGUGUUAAAUGGUGGGAAAACCCGAUAAGCAAAAUGCGAGCUCAUGUCAGUGUCUUGGAGAAGAUACACUUACAAAUGACUUGUUUAAUGUCCAGUUUGUCUCAGCAGCCUUUGUAUAAUUGAUAACCUUGUAUAGAUAGAAAAAAAAAUGUGUGUAGAGGUGAAAUGUUUCUACAUGUUCUGCCAGCUCUGGGUGGUGUAGGGAUCGCUUUAAAAAGGGGACAGCUUGACUCAAGGAAGCAACAGAGGACAGCUUUCAGUCUCUGUUACACCUAUUACAGGUUAGGGGUUCAUGUGCUAAAUGUCAGUUAUAUGACUUGAGUGCCUUUGAUCUGCACAAGACAACAUUGUCCCAGGAUGACGCUGUUAGCCACAGCACUCAGUAUGUUUCUGCGGAUGUUGCUAUGGUAAUGAUGGGGGUUUAUAUGCAAGGGUAAUGUGGCAAUAGCAAUUUAAAUGGCAUCACAGUGACUUGGAAAUCACAUUGGUACUAUGUUACGUUUGGGUGGACACAUGAAUAUUGUAUCCUCCCUUACACUUGGAUUGUGCUCAUUGUUUACUGUGUGAAAGAACUAGUUUAGUGAAUAAGAGAUAAUGAUUAAAGGGGAACUCAUUUUACACAUUGAAGCCUGUUUACACGUGUUGGGGAGUACUACUGCAGAGGGACAAAUUGACUCAAGUGUCCUCACUAGUGUCACAGCUACUAGUUCCUUAAGGAUCACUCAAGCCUUCAGCAACACAAGCCAACAUGGCUGCCACUGUCAGUUACCAUCUCCUGUCAGUGGAGAAACUAGCAGCGGUGUGAGUUGUUGGAAAGGGGGUCAUUCCUGUGUUCCCCAGUUCUAGGGUUAGGUUUAGGGAACUUAGGACCCUGGGAACAUAGAUAUGCUUCCGUCCUCAGGUACAGAUAUGACUUGUUCCAGGUCAGCAUUCAACUGCAAGGCUUCAGUCCAAAACUGUGUUAAUGUCCAUAAACAUUUGGAGAUUGAAAUACUUGAAGGUGAUCUUUUCCAUUUUCUACCAAUUUCUGAUUUAGUUUUUUCUGCAUGCUUAAGGUACUCUCCCUACCUCUCUUAACUGAUUUGUUUCUGGUUCAACCCACGGUGACAAAAGAAAAUCAAUUGUAGGCUUUCAAAUCAACUGAGGUGUAAAAAAAAGUCCAGCAGCCACUUUGGUAAAUGUUUUUAAUACUGUGUGGACAAUGUCUUCCGUUGGUCUCUGUGUGUUGAGAGAGAGAGGGUAAUGGCUGAAAUGGCCGACAUGAAAAGCAGUUGUGUGGUUAAAGUGGCUCCUCUAUCGGCCUCUAACCACUGAUACAUGGCAGCAGCAUGCAAAGGCAAUAAGGACGGGCAAUAAUCUUCAGUUUGGCAGUGCAAUGGCGGUUAUAUAGGUUAUCCUGCCAUGUACCGUGCUGUUAUAUGGCUGUUCUGUGUGGGUUGACGGGUUACUGCGUGCGAACUGGCUGUGUUUGAUAACCAGGUUGUUGGGCAGCUUCUUUCUCAUCCUACUUCUGCUGUGAAUUUCCAAUAAAACAUCAGUGUGCAUGAUGGUA
This is a messenger RNA of Dicentrarchus labrax (European seabass), 5819 nucleotides long. It is a transcript of the gene bpnt2, whose product is annotated as 3'(2'), 5'-bisphosphate nucleotidase 2. NCBI's taxonomy places the organism in Eukaryota, Metazoa, Chordata, Actinopteri, Moronidae. The record is from RefSeq and is a predicted model, not a curated record. Gene Ontology annotation, molecular function: 3'-nucleotidase activity. Gene Ontology annotation, biological process: phosphatidylinositol phosphate biosynthetic process. The transcript has 9 exons. Bases 488 to 1597 code for a protein of 369 amino acids. Gene Ontology annotation, cellular component: endomembrane system.